Toxorhynchites rutilus septentrionalis is the source of this 994-nucleotide messenger RNA. RefSeq lists its product as uncharacterized. The record is from RefSeq and is a predicted model, not a curated record. The transcript has 2 exons. The coding region runs from base 335 to 994 and encodes 219 amino acids. Lineage: Eukaryota; Metazoa; Arthropoda; Insecta; Diptera; Culicidae.
CUUCAUGUGAACGUGCGUCAUUUGACAUUUCAGUGUUUGUUUUGAUUCUCGAAGCGGUCGGUAUAUUUUUCAGAAAUCUCAUCAGUUCGCUUGAAUUCCUGCAAAAUUUCGCAAAAGUAACAUGCCGUUCAUCGUCGUGGAAACCGAUAAUGCUCAGGGCGGGAAUGAGCUUUCCGUCGUCCCGGAGAAAUGGACACGGGAUACCAAGAGCGGAAAAAUCAUUUUCUGGCCGAAUGCGAAAAACAUUGCUGAGCAGGAGAGAUUGCUUCGGGAUGAAUACAGCUGCCCGAAAAAGUAGUGACUGAAAUAUAAGUGCACGGUAAGGCGCAGCCCGAUGAAAUCCUUUGCCGAAGCGAAGCGUUUAUUGGAAGAGCUGUCCGGGGAAUCAUCUUCUGACGUUACAGAGCUGGUACGUCGCGAGAGAAAGGCGAAUAAUCGGGAAAACAACUUCCAGAAAAUGCUUGUUCUGGAAAAUACGCCUCCUGCUACCCACCAAACACCCCCGCAGACUAUGAACGUACGUGAUGAAAUCUUCCUUCCAGUAGCAGCAUCAUCCCAAGCCACACCAGCUGUUGUCAUUACGCCGAACUCUGAAACCAACUUCCAUCGAGAAAUCUCCCCGCAGGUAGCAACAGCUCGACCUCCACAAGAAAACGCAACAUCCACUAACAUUCCUCAAAUCUGCGGCAAUAAUGUUCAAACCAUUCAGUAUGUGUACCAAACAGUGGAUGAGCCGGUUGCUGUUGUUGGAUCCAACCAUCAGGAAUCAAACGAGCUUAUUGUACAUCUUCAGCAGAUAAUUACACGACUGAAUCAGCUGGAAAAGCAUGUUGCGGAUAUUUCAACCCAAAAUGAGUUCAUCUUGGACUCCAUCCGAAAUUUCAGUUCCCGUAUGACAAGCAACGAGCAGCCACCGUCAUUUCAUUUUAAUCCCAUUGAAAAUGAGCUAGCUAGUAUGAACAACAUUUGUUUUGAAAACAAUAAAGUUGCUUAG